CUCACUCUCAUCAUCAGACAGACGGCCACAGUCCACAAGUUCACUGUUCGCAACCGCCCGGUUCUUCCUCCUCCUCGACAGUUUACAAGCCGAGCAAGUGUAUAGUGGACCGGUCCUCCAAACUCGGGCUCCUACUAGACCUCUAUAAGUUUAAAAUAUCCGAAUAAUUCCUACUUUUCAAAGUCAUUUCUUAAACUUCGCGAUCGUUAACAUGGACUUUGUAAGUCGCUUUAAGUAGUGAGAGUAAUAUUGAUAUGUUUAAAUGUCAUUCAACUCUAAUUCAACGCUUAUUUUAAAAGAAUUUUAAAGGUUUCUUACCGAGUGAGGAAGGAUUAGGUAACGCAUCCUAGGCCGAUGUUUACAAGGACCGUAGAGUUUGUGUUUGGUUUUGAACAAUGCUACUCCGUGGCACUGAAUCACACAGGCUCCUCGGAAUGGUGUCUGCUUCGUCUUGGAGAGGCAAGUCCUUUUUCGGGACGUCUGCCGUGACGAAGGCCCAGCUACAGGUGCCCGGUCCUAAAUCCUACCCGAUCAUAGGAUCCCUCUUGGAGAUCAUAUCUGAUAAAGAUUUCGACAAGCAAAACAUCUACGGUUACUUCCAAAAGCUCUUCAGAACCUAUGGCCGGUUGUCAAAGUGGAGUUUCCUGGCAAUCCUCCCUUGGUGCUCAUUCAGAGACCGGAGGACGUGAAGGCGAUGUACAAACUCACCGAGAAGAGUCCGGCGCGGGGCGGAAUGUUGUCUUUGAAGAAGGCGAGGUACAACAACCCUUACUUUCAGAAGAAGGGAGGAAUUGUUGUAGAGGAUGGCAAAGAAUGGUGGAGGGUUCGAUCGAAAGUGCAAGUACCCUUGAUGAAGCCGAAAAAUCUCUGCUUAUACAUAGAGGAGAUGGAGAGGAUUUCUCUGGACUUGAUACACAAAGUGUCGCGACACAGAGACGGAAAAGGGGAGGUCACCUUAGAUUUUCUAGAGGAGUUACAGAAAUGGGCAUUAGAAAGUGUCUGUUUUGUUUCCAUCAACCAGCGCAUUGGGUGUUUCGACGGGGUAGUAAACAAAGAUUCGAAGGAAAUCAGAGAUGCUGCCUUUGAACUCUUGGAUGCCAUCUUCACCUGUGAAACAAGAUCAAAACUAUGGAAGAUUUACCGUACAGAACCUUUCAGUAAAUUGGAGAAGUCGCUGGAAUUCUUAACAGCGGUCUGUGAUAAAGUACUCCACGAAACCAAGAAGAAGCUAGCCAGCAGGAAAGACUAUCUAUCUGAGGGGAAUCUCAACAUCAUGGAGCACCUUGCUCUGUCAGGGGGACUGACACACAAGGACAUCGUGACCUUUAUGAUGGACAUCAUACCUGGAGGGACGAAUACGACAUCGGACAAUGUUGCUGUCGUUUUAUACCUCUUGGCCAAGAACCCUGACGCCCAAAGAAAGUUGCAAGAAGAGCUAGACAGAAUACUUGGUGAUGGAGAGGGACCAAUUACACCUAAGCAACUGGCCCAGCUUUCUUAUGCAAGGGCUGUACUGAAGGAGGCAAAUCGGGUGAUGCCACCAAUGUUUGGACCAGUAAGGUUACUCCAAGAAGAUAUACAAUUCAGAGGAUAUGCUUUGAAAAAAGGGUGGUCUGUCCUCUUCAUGAACGGGCUUCUGGGGUGGGAGGAGUCGGUUUUCCCUCAAGCUGAUAAGUUCAUACCUGAGCGAUGGCUGCGGAGCAAGCCACUAGGAGACAUUCACCCCUACACCAUCCUGCCUUUUUCACAUGGGACCCGCAUGUGUAUUGGGAGGAGAUUGGUUGAACAACUGAUUUAUAUUCUCAUGGCAAGACUAUUCCAUCGGUUCACUUGGAGUGGAAGCACCCCGGACAUGGGUGAGAGUACAAGGUAGUGUUUAGCCCCAAAGGACCGCUCAAAUUUACGCUCUUGGAGAGAUAGCUAGCUCCUGCAGGUGAAGACUACCAAUGUGAUAUGAAGUUAUAAUAAUGCAAAGGUAAACAAACUAUCAUUAUAAUGACUGCAGAAAGGAUAACCUGCACAGCAAUAAAGAUGUAAAUAUUACAUUAGUUACUGAAGAAUGAGGUUUUUGCACUAACUCCAUCCAACGAUGACCUUGGCCACA
Macrobrachium nipponense is the source of this 2104-nucleotide messenger RNA. Its product is annotated as probable cytochrome P450 49a1. Lineage: Eukaryota; Metazoa; Arthropoda; Malacostraca; Decapoda; Palaemonidae. The record is from RefSeq and is a predicted model, not a curated record. The coding region runs from base 695 to 1873 and encodes 392 amino acids. Gene Ontology annotation, molecular function: monooxygenase activity; iron ion binding; heme binding. The transcript is spliced from 11 exons.